This is a messenger RNA of Aspergillus sclerotioniger CBS 115572, 1077 nucleotides long. RefSeq lists its product as uncharacterized. The record is from RefSeq and is a predicted model, not a curated record. The coding region runs from base 1 to 1077 and encodes 358 amino acids. The transcript has a single exon. Gene Ontology annotation, biological process: regulation of cell cycle. Gene Ontology annotation, cellular component: nucleus. Lineage: Eukaryota; Fungi; Ascomycota; Eurotiomycetes; Eurotiales; Aspergillaceae.
AUGUCGAAGAAGCUUCAAACCACCCUUACAACAAGCCUGACGCUUCUGGAGCAAUUCCAGGGAGCCAUGUCCUCCCCUAUUGGAGAUGUAACGUCCGCCGAGCUCUCCGGGAAAGACGCCUUGCCCCUCCUCUCGGCCUCGGCCACCACCCUGAAGUCGCAGGCCACCAAGCUCUCACUUGUUGCGAUCACUUCACCCUUCACCCCCUCGGCCGUGACAACCGUUCUCUCCGCCGUGAACGAAUCCGUGCUUCCAUCCCUGAUCACGGCAGCACUGCUCGUUACCCCGGCCGAUCACACCAAAGCAUUCCAGACCGAAGUGAAUGUUCUAGUCCAGACAACCCUGAAAGAAACUGCAGCGCUCCUUCAAGAUGUUCAGAUCAUUGCGAAGAAGAACGAAGCUCAAAAGCAAGCGGGCGAUUUAUCUCAGUCGGAGAAGGAUGCUGUCACAGUAGCGGCAGGGCGCUUGUGGGAAUCUUGCGAUGCCCUGAUCGAUAUCGCAACCAAGGGAGUGGUUGGGUUCGUGGUCCGACGGGUGGAGGAAUGGAGAGAUCUCGUGCGGGACGCGGUCCAGGAAAUCGAGGAGUGGGACCCCGACGAGGAGGGCGAUGAGUUCUUCGAUGAACUCUUGAGCGAUGACGGAAAGGCCGGCGAUGACUCAGAGGAGGAUGAAGAGGAUGAAGAUACCGCUGCCGUCCAUGCACAGAAAAAAUCGGCCCUCCGGAUACUCAAACCAGUCUUGCAGAUAUACCCCGCUAUCAUCGCGAACCGACUAAAGAGAACCUCCAACGCUUCAGCAGCUAUCGGCAAGCUGGAAUUCCUAAUGAAAGAACUGCAGCAGAUUCCAGGCCAUGUCGAUGAGAUAGCGGGGGCGUUGUAUGAAGCGAACCUAGAGGGUUCGGUCCAAUAUCUUCGUAAGACGAAGGACUGUGCCGUCAAGGCCGUCGAUCUAGUCACUCUAUCUUGGGAUGUGACGGGAUCUGCCGGCGCUCAGCAAGACAAGGAGGACAGGUUCACAGCCUGGUCCAGAACCUGGUCAAAAGUUAUGGACGAAGUGAGCAGGUCUGUUAGUGAUUAG